AUGAUUGGUUUCAUCGGCACUAAAACUGUGGAACGGAAGCUUCAAAUUGUACAGGAAUUUAGUUUAUCUGAUUUCACAUUCGUGUGUCCCACUGAAAUCAUCGCGUUCAGUGACCAGGUGGAGGAGUUCAACAGUCGAAAUUGUCAAGUGAUCGCCUGUUCUACAGAUUCUCAAUACAGCCAUCUUGCAUGGAACAAUUUGGAUCGUAAAUCGGGUGGAUUGGGUCAGAUGAAAAUUCCUCUGUUGGCCGACCGCACACAGGAGAUCUCCAGAGCAUAUGGUGUAUUAGAUGAGGAGGAUGGCAAUGCAUUCAGAGGUUUAUUCAUCAUUGAUCCGAAGGGAAUUCUACGUCAAAUCACGAUCAAUGACAAGCCAGUUGGACGAUCUGUAGAUGAAACAUUACGACUACUGGACGCGUUCCAAUUUGUGGAGAAGCAUGGUGAAGUGUGUCCAGUGAACUGGAAACGUGGUGAUCAUGGGAUCAAAGUUAAUAAGAAAUAG
Schistosoma curassoni is the source of this 501-nucleotide messenger RNA. The record is from the annotation of a GenBank genome assembly. NCBI's taxonomy places the organism in Eukaryota, Metazoa, Platyhelminthes, Trematoda, Strigeidida, Schistosomatidae.